UACGAGUACAAGUAUGUGCACACUGAUCGUGUUAGAAAUGCUUUGAAAUAUUUAAUCAGGUGCAAUAGGUGUUAUAAAGAUGUUGAGAUUAAUGAAUGGUGGGUUAACUCUUUGGAUGAACCGCCAGAGAAUGUUGUUUGUGAUGAAAUGCAGGAACAAAAUGCUGAAGCUGAAAAUGGUGAUGAGCAAAAUUAUUCUGAAGAAGAAACUGAGGAAGACUUGACCUACAUCAAAGAGCAAUGUGGUCUUUUGUCUGACACGUCAUUACAACCUGUUGAUGUGGGUUCUGAAAUAAUUGAUCAGCAUUUUCAGGAUGUAUUAAAUGUUGCGCCAGCUGAAGGAAAGAGUCCUGUUAAAUUGCUAUCUGAUAAAACAAAUGAAGCUAAAUGUUUUCCUGUUCUUUUUCCAACUGGUGGCCCAACAUUCCAUGAUGACAGGGAAGUAAAAAUCACACUGUCCCGAUACCUAAAUGCAAGAAUUCUGAAUGCAGAUGGGCGUUUUGCACAAAACACAGACUUUAUAUUUUAUGCACAGUAUUUGUCAGAAUUGGAUCAAAUUGUGUCUAACGUUUCUAUUGCCUUAAGAAAAGGUUCAGACAACAGUUUGUUACAGGCGGUUACAGCAGAUGUGCUCACUAACCCGGAAUCGUUAACCAAGUUGCUGAAUUACGAUGAAGGCUACAAGUUUUUAAGGCCGGUCCGUGGAACACCCCCAUAUUGGCAAAGCACUCAGAAAGAUCUUUUUGCUCUCAUCAGACAACUAGGUAUUCCAACUUUCUUUGCAUCAUUUAGCUCAGCAGAUCUAAGGUGGCCUGAAAUGAUCAAAACCAUUCUUAUUCAAGAAGGUAAGAAUUUAAAUGUUGAUGAGCUUGAUUGGUCUGAAAAAUGUGGGCUGAUUAGAAGAAAUCCCGUCACUGCUGCAAGAAUGUUUGACCAUAGGUGGCAUUGCUUUUUGAAAGACGUAGUUAUGUCUCCUGCUCAACCUAUUGGAAAAGUAAUCGAUUACUUUUACCGUGUGGAAUUUCAGCAGCGUGGAUCUCCUCAUGUUCAUUGUCUGUUUUGGGUAGAAAAUGCUCCAAAGUUAAAUGAAGACAAUGAAGACAAUGAUGCUUUGGUUGCUGCAUUUGUAGAUUGUUACAUCACUUGUGAGAUCCCGAGUGAGGAGGAUACUGAAUUGUAUGAGACUGUCAACAGUGUUCAGAAGCACAGUGUCAGACAUUCUAAGACAUGUCGUAAGAAAAACACAGUUUGUAGGUUUAAUUUUCCACGACCACCAUCUAGUCGCACAUUUAUAUCAAGAGCUUAUUUGGGGAAAUGCAAUGAUGAAAAUGAGACUGCAAGUGCAGUUUUGAAGAAGAUUAAAAGUGCCUUAACAGAUUUUGAUGUCAAUUUUGUGUCAACAGAGGCAUUUUUUCAUUCGAUUGGGAUUGAUCAGGCUGUGUUUGAGAAGGCUUACAAGAAAUGUUGAAAGAAGAAAAGUGUUAUCUUGAAACAAAAUCCAAAUGAUGUUUGGGUAAACCAGUAUAACAAACAUCU
Messenger RNA from Misgurnus anguillicaudatus (oriental weatherfish), 1535 nucleotides. NCBI's taxonomy places the organism in Eukaryota, Metazoa, Chordata, Actinopteri, Cypriniformes, Cobitidae. The record is from RefSeq and is a predicted model, not a curated record.